CAUAAAAUGUUUUCUUUUUAAAAGUAAAAAAUGGGUUUUGAUUCGAAAUGAAAGGUGCCACGCGUGAGUCACGUAGGGAGCACGUGACACGAACACGAUUUGCAAGCAGAGUCGCUGAGUCCUCGCCUUCGAAAAUCGGCUUGGAUUUGGCGAGGAGUGGAGUGGACCGAUUAAUUUAUCGCCGUGGUUUUCAUUUCCUCGGAUAUCUCCAUCGCCGAUCUCACUUUCUCCGUCCAGAUUUCCAGAUUCCGGCGACUCCGGUCACCGUCAGCUUCCUACAAUCACCGCAUCAAACAAUCUCUCUCUAAUCAGGUUAUGUACAAUGUGGAUGCGAACAAUUUUGUGACAGCCAAACAGGGAAAGGGGCAGGGAAUCUUACAAUAGUCAGUCCAAGAUAAUGGUACGAGGUAGAGAUGCCUGUUGGGAACACUGUGUCCUUGUUGAUGCAACAAGACAGAAGGUUAAGUGUAAUUAUUGUCAACGGGAGUUCAGUGGGGGAGUUUAUAGGAUGAAGUUUCACUUAGCUCAAAUUAGAAACAAAGAUAUAAUUCCUUGUGCUGAAGUACCAGACAACGUGCGGGACCAGAUACAGAUUUUAUUAAGCACCCCCAAGAAACAUAAAACCCCCAAGAAACUAAAGGUGGAUCGGGCAGCCAAUGGUCAGCAAAAUAGUUCCUCUGCUAGUGGCGGUGCUCAUCCCAACCAUGGAUCCAGUGGGCAGCGUGGAAGCACGUGUCCAUCUUUCCCAUGCCCCUCUCCCAGUCCACAGCCAACUGUUGAUGAUGCUCAAAAGCAAAAGCAGGACAAUGCUGAUAAGAAGAUUGCUGUAUUUUUCUUUCACAAUUCUAUUCCUUUUAGUGCAGCUAAGUCCAUGUCUUAUCAGGAAAUGGUGGAUGCUGUGGCAGAGUGUGGGGUGGGCUAUAAACCACCCAGUUACGAAAAUUUUAGGUCCACGCUUUUGCAAAAAGUGAAAGGAGAUAUAAAUGAGUGUUACAAGAAAUUAAGAGAUGAAUGGAAGGAAACAGGUUGCACGGUCUUGUGUGAUUGCUGGUCCGAUGGUAGGACCAAAUCGCUUGUGGUCUUUUCAGCUACAUGCCCUAAAGGUGCAUUAUUUCUAAAGUCCGUUGAUGUGUCUGGCCAUGCAGAUAAUGCGCAUUACUUGUUUGAGCUGCUUGAGUCGGUUGUUUUGGAGGUUGGUAUAGAAAAUGUUGUACAAGUAAUAACAGAUAGUACUCCUAGCUAUGUUUACGCGGGAAGGCUUCUCAUGGCCAAGUACUCUUCAUUGUUCUGGUUUCCGUGUGCUUCGCAUUGUAUUAAUAAGAUGUUGGAAGAUUUCAGCAAACAAGAAUGGGUAAGUACAGUCUUGGAAGAGGCAAAUACCAUCACAAGGUACCUUUACAGUCAUGUGGGGAUUCUAAAUAUGAUGAGAAAGUUCACAGGAGGAAGAGAAUUGAUUAGGGCUAGAAUUACUAGAUUCGUCACUAAUUUCCUCUCCUUGAGGUCCAUUGUGAUUCAGGAGGAUAAUUUGAAACACAUGUUUUCUCACCCAGAGUGGUUGUCAUCGUCGUAUAGUAGACGCCCUGAUGCCCAAGCUAUUAAGUCCUUGUUGUAUUUGGAGAGAUUUUGGAAGUCUGCACAUGAAGCAGUAAGUGUUUCUGAGCCGUUGGUUAAAAUCCUAAGGAUUUUAGAUGGGGAUAUGCCUGCAAUGGGCUAUGUAUUUGAGGGAAUAGAGAGGGCAAAGGUCUCCAUCAAGGCAUUCUAUAAAGGCAUUGAAGAAAAAUAUGUUCCGAUCUGGGAUAUAAUUGAUGGCAGAUGGAAUCUGCAGCUUCACUCGCCAUUACAUGCAGCAGCAGCAUUCUUGAAUCCGUCUAUUUUCUACAGCCUCAACUUUAAAGUUGACUCGAGAAUGAGGAACGGGUUUCAAGAAGCCAUGAUGAAAAUGGCUACAGAGGAGGACAAAAUAGAAAUAACCAAAGAGCAUCCCAUGUACAUAAAUGCUCAAGGUGCUCUUGGCACUGAGUUUGCGAUCAUGGGAAGAACGCUAAAUGCCCCAGGUGAUUGGUGGUCAGCGUAUGGUUAUGAAAUCCCCACACUGCAAAGAGCUGCAAUACGGAUACUGAGCCAACCAUGUAGUUCUCACUGGUGUAGAUGGAACUGGAGCACUUUUGAGAGCAUACACAGCAAGAAAUGCAAUUCUUUAGAGAUGGAUAAAUUUAGUGAUCUGGUUUUUGUACACUGCAAUUUGUGGUUGCAAGCAAUUGUUAGAAGUAGGGAUGGGAAAUGUAAGUCCAUUAUUUAUGAUGAAAUAGAUGUUAGCACUGAGUGGCCCACUGAAUCUGAAUCUUCACCUCCUCUCUUGGAUGAUUCUUGGUUGGAAAAUCUACCCCUCGAUUGCAGAGGUAGCCUUUGAACUUGUAAAUAUGUAUAGAAGAGAGAGAGAGAGAUUCAGCACUUGAUUUUGUAUCAAACUUCACUCAGAGUUACUUAACAAUGACCAUUAUUUUUGUAGUGGUCAUUGUAAAUAGCUGUAAAAUAGUUAAUCAAGCUUGUAUAAUUGAAUUUAUCAACAAGUUUUUUUUUUU
Messenger RNA from Camellia sinensis, 2582 nucleotides. RefSeq lists its product as uncharacterized. NCBI's taxonomy places the organism in Eukaryota, Viridiplantae, Streptophyta, Magnoliopsida, Ericales, Theaceae. The record is from RefSeq and is a predicted model, not a curated record. Gene Ontology annotation, molecular function: DNA binding; protein dimerization activity.